Molecule: messenger RNA, 1353 nt
Organism: Lithohypha guttulata
Lineage: Eukaryota; Fungi; Ascomycota; Eurotiomycetes; Chaetothyriales; Trichomeriaceae
Exons: 2
Coding region: 1-1353 (450 amino acids)
Source: RefSeq, a predicted model, not a curated record
AUGGCUACUGUAUCGACUCCAGUAAGACAGCCAUUUGGUAUCGUCAACGAGACGAAGUUGCGGAAUUUACAGAGCAUUAAAAACAGACAGAAUGCAUUAACCCCAAACUCAGCACCUAGUCUCAAACGACGAGCUGCUUCUCCCGAGCUUUCAGAUUCUGAAAAUAUCGAUCCCUCGCACUUUGAGUCCAGCAUCAAGAGGAAAAGGGCGGCAAUCGAAGAUGAUGUCUCGCUAGCCAAACAACCACGAUUGCUUACCACCAAGGUCAUACCCACUGCUUACACCACGACGAAAUUCAGCACUCCGCCCACAACAGUCUCGCGUCCUGAGAAUCUUUUCCAUCCGAGCACUCAGGCCCCUCUAUCAGCUCCUGCCGCAGCCGGUCGCUCUCCUACACGUGUUUCCAAUAGAAGCAAACUCGACAAGUCAGCACCACGGCGUCGCUUUGCUCCUCCCUCUAUCAAGGCUGCUCCUACUCUCUCAGUCGCAGCAGCACUCCGGGGCACUCUCGCCCACAAAAAACCAUCCUCUUCUCGUUCCAGACGAUCCACAGGCCCCACUCUCGGGGAAAGCAAGCCCCAGUCAUGGUUCUUUGACAUCUACGAAGAGCCCGAGGACCAGCAGGACUACCGUAUGUGUGAGUGGACCAUGACACAAUCCUCGGCCGCACUCGACAUCUCUGACGACGAGGGCAAACCUGGCAAGUCCUCUGACAAACACAAUGGCGAGGAUAGAGGAAAGGAGAACGUCGAUCCAAAUGAGAUGGCUACACCUCCUGUGCCUGUGACAAGGCCAUCUUCUGCUACUGCUGCUGCCGUCACUGCGGAACAGGAUGGAGAUAAGAUGGCCGCCGAGGAGCCUAGGACGCCCCUUGGUGACCUGAACGCCUCGGAGUUCUACGGUGAAGGCUUGAACGCCACUAGUGUUGUGCUCGUCCAUGAAGAUGUUCCCGCCGACGAAGUCGACUCUCAAGCCGAAGCCCAAGAUACAGAGCUCACCACUCCCGAACAGUCCAGCGAACCACCAUUAGUCGCAGCAGUGGCAGAAGACUUCACCUUCACCUCUCAGCACGAGCCUCGGAUCAAUGCUGAGCCGGAAGUAAUGCCAGAAGACAUUCCGGAUUGGGUCCAGAGAACAUCACUCACCUUUGACAUCCUCAAUGACCAAGACGAUACUGCUAAGCUCAUGCCCAGCGCCGACACUGGUGACAUCGAGAUAUGGGAAAGCGAAAGUGCAAAGGACGAGAACGAGCAUCAACAGCAAGAAGAUGAAGAACAAUACUCAAAUCGUGUCGUCAUUGGUGCAGGGCAGACGAUCUCGUUGUCGCGAACAUGCUUGCAGGAGAUGGCAUAA